Durio zibethinus is the source of this 1546-nucleotide messenger RNA. RefSeq lists its product as uncharacterized. The record is from RefSeq and is a predicted model, not a curated record. Lineage: Eukaryota; Viridiplantae; Streptophyta; Magnoliopsida; Malvales; Malvaceae.
AUAUUUUCGUGUAAGGAGACAGAACAGAAAAAAACAAAAAAACAAAAAACGAGAAAAUAUAGUUGCAUAUUAAUACGGACAAAUUUUUAAAAAUUUUUAUGGGCUAUAGUCUAUAUUCCAAGCUGCAAAUUCAAAACAGGAUCUUAUCUUCAAUCAAGUUUGAACACAAUUCCUGGUGAAUGGUGAUAUGGUAAAGAAAACAAUACGAAAAAGAGCUAGAUUUGGCUAAGCUUCUAUGCAUAAUCCAUGGCCCCAUGUGGCACAUGGGGCUCUCCUCCUCCAUGUAAAAUACUAGUAGUAACUGUCCAUCAAACUACUGUUAGUCUGUUACUAAUUGCCUAUCAUCCUGAAAGUGUAGGAGACAAAAUACAGUAAAUUCUUGGUUUAAAUAAGCAGUAGUGCCAUUGGAAAUCCAAACUUGGCAAUUACUAGGGUUUGUCACUUCCCAACGGCCAUUCCCACCUUGAGCCCCAAAGGCCAAAGCUCUCCCUUUUUCUUUUUAACUUUCCCAUCUCCUUAUCUACUCUUCCAAAAGUCAUUUUACACUAAUUACCUUUCCCUCUCGUAGGCAGAAUAACAAUAUUUUAGUCAGUGAAUUCUAACACAAAGACACAAUGUCAAACAAGUCUCCAAUCUUUCCGAUGCCUGAACCCCAGCACUUCAGUGACUAUGGCUUUGACCCCCAAAUCGGCUAUUUUCAGGUCUUGGAAGAAGCAAGAAAGCACAGGAAAGAAACAUCAAGAUCCAUAGACUCACUACAUUUCAAGCUCCAAAAACCCAUCUCAAAAGACGAGCAAUAUUCCAAGAAAAACCACAAGUCUAAAAAGAAGAAACGUUGGUGGAAAAAUGCUUUCUUGUUCUUCAAGUGGAAAAAAUGGAGUCUACAUGGCAGUAAGAACCACCGUGACACUCUUGAUCUAGAUCUUGAUCUUGAACCUGACGUCCAUCGUGCAAGGGCUAGAGCUUUCAGGGCUUCAAUUUCAGGACCCAUUUACAUAACUGAGAGCAGAAGCGGUUCAAGCACUCCUUACAGAAGCACAAGUCGCCCAUCUUCAGGUCCCUUGGCUGGAACUUUGACUGCUACAAGAAAAGGAGAUUUGGAAAUUCCUUAUCUCAGUCUCAGGGAACUCAACAUGGAGCAGCAUCACAGGGUUUCUACCUCUGCCAUGCCCAUAUAUUUGGUUACUUAACCAAACCAAGCUUUCUUAAUUUGUUUUCCAUUUUCUUUAACCCAUCUUUUUUCGGGUAAAGCUAGUUUUUUAUGCUCUAGCUUUGUUCUUCCGAGUCUUUGUUAUCUUUCCCAUCUGGUCCCUCUUUUCAUGCGGGUUGUGCAAGAUGCAAACUGAGUGUUUGAUAUGUACUGUUAAUGGAGGAGAUCGCUUCAUCCUCCAUUUUCGUUUGUUGCUUGGUCCUUUAUUGAUUUCUGCAAACUAAUGAACUCGUGCUUUGACCAAGACUUUCUACUUUUUUCCCCGUACUUGUUUCAUUGGAAUCAAUGAUUUUUUAGUUUAAUCCUGUAUACUUGUGAUCCCAUUCUAGUUCAGCU